Molecule: messenger RNA, 2261 nt
Organism: Vigna unguiculata (cowpea)
Lineage: Eukaryota; Viridiplantae; Streptophyta; Magnoliopsida; Fabales; Fabaceae
Product: transcription factor PIF4-like
Biological process (GO): regulation of DNA-templated transcription
Molecular function (GO): protein dimerization activity; DNA-binding transcription factor activity
Source: RefSeq, a predicted model, not a curated record
AUACACCUUGUCCCUGCCACGUGUCGCCACCACAAUCAUCUCUCUGAUAGCAUCCACCGUGUGCAUGGAGUAUUGGAUUUCCUUGUUCCAGUUUCACAUAUUCAACACCAAAAACAACCUUAACUUCCACACCCUCUUCAACUGGUCCCGUUUUCAUUCACUCCAUGACAGAUAUGCAACCAUGUUUUUCUCAUCGGUUAUUUGCUUUCUCUCUUUCUACUUCCACAUGUCACUGUCCCUCUUCUUGCUAGAAACUGUGCUACAAGUUACAACCUCUGUGGCCAAAUUUCUUAAGCACAACACGGAGUUUCAUCACUUUCCAACUACCAUCUACUUAUAGCUUCUAUAUAUUCAACCAGUUACAAAAACCAGCUUUUGCCUUAACCAAAAGACAAAAAAAAACAAGUCUUUUUACCUUAGCUCAGAUCAUCUCAUUUUACCUUUCUUGUAAAGUUUGGUGAACCAUGAACAACACUAUUCCAGGUUGGGAUUUUGAGAGUGAUACAUGUUUCACCAACCAGAGAAAACCCACAGGGCUGGACCAUGAACUUGUAGAACUCCUAUGGCAAAAUGGCCAAGUAGUUAUGCACAGCCAAGCAAAUAGGAAGCUACCAGGGAAUUCAUCUAACUUGAGACAGAUGCAGAAAACUACUUUAAGAACCAGUGAGCCGAACUUGGAUCAAGAAGAGGCAGCUCCAUGGAUCCAAUACCCUCUUGAUGACCCUUUAGAACAAGGACUUUGUUCAAACCUUUUAUCUGAGCUACCACCACCUUGUGAAGUUGAAUCUUAUUACAAGCCAAUCAGGGAACUGGAAGAGGAAAAGUUUGCCAAUAUUUUCUCCCCUUCACCUUCACAAGAGAAUCUUAUGUCUGCUCCAGGAUUACAUGUUCCUGAUUCAUCUCAGAAAAUCAAUGACUUUGGUGCAUCACGGAAGGUGCUAAAUUUUCCUCACUUUUCAGCACCCCGCAAUGUUUCUUCACCAUCUCAAAAAACUGCGGUUAACCUCUCACAAAGUGUAGCUAGAGAACACUCGGUGAUCACGGUUGGUUCAAGUCACUGUAGCAGCAACCACAUCCCUCAGGACCAAGGUGUAAACAGGGUUUCAAGCAGUGGUGUUUGGGCCACCACCACUAAUAACACUACUUUAUCUGCUGAGCCUGAUGCUGUAGAUUGUAUCCAGAGACCAGCUCCUAGAAAUGAGAGAGGAAAAUCAGAGAUGAUUGAACCAACUGUGACUUCAUCUUCCGGUGGCUGUGGCAAUACUGGUAUUGGAAGAACUUGUUCUUUAUCAACAAGAGAACAUGGCCGAAAGAGAAAAGGGACAGAAGAAGAAGCACUAGAGGAGCAAAGUGAGGCCACAGAACUUAAAUCAGCAGAUGGAAACAAGAUAUCAUCUCAGCGUUCCAGAAGAAACCGUGCAGCUGAAGUGCAUAAUCUAUCCGAAAGGAGAAGAAGAGAUAGGAUUAACGACAAGAUGAAAGCAUUGCAGCAACUGAUACCAAACAGUAACAAGACAGACAAAGCAUCAAUGUUAGAAGAGGCAAUCGAAUACUUGAAAUCACUUCAGUUUCAGCUUCAGGUAAUGUGCAUGGGGGCUGGAAUGACACCAGUUAUGUUUCCAGGAAUUCAGCACUAUAUGUCACAGAUGCAAUUACCAAAAGUGGGUGAAGCCAUGUCUCUGACUCAACCUCAGAUGCCAAACCAGAAUCAUUUACUGUGCCAAAAUCCACUUCUGGGUGCCUUCAAUUACCAAAAUCUGAUGCAAAAGCCAUGCCUUUCAGAACAAUAUGCACGUUACAUGGGCUACCAUCUCAUGCACAGUGCCUCUCAGCCAAUGAACGCGUUGAGACAUGGUUCUGAAGCAAUGCAACACAGUGAAACAAUGAUUGCAGGAAGCAAUAAUAGCAGCGGACCCAUGAGUGGAACAGCUAAUGUCGAUGAUGCUGUUAGUGGCAAAACUGGUUCUUCCACCUUUAACUGAAUAGUGAAGAACAAUACCUAAAAAUUACCCAAUUGGGGGAAUUAACUAAUGGAGUACAUGAAUCCUAGAAGCACCAAAAUGUGUUCCCAUUUUAUGUAGUUUGAAGAUGAUGCAGGAAUUUAAAGUUAAUUAAUUAGCCAUGUUUAAAUUCUGAUAAAUUAUAUCAUUUUAUUGUGGGCUAGCUAGGUAUGAAAUUAGCUCCUAGGGUUAGGAUCCAUCAGCUUCUGUAAUUUUCUAUUGUUUGAAGAUUGAGAUUAAAGUAAAUUAUUUAAAUUAGUG